GUCUUUAUUCUGCCACAAUACUGAAAGGUCGACAAAAUAAUUACUUGAUAAAAUAAGAUUCCAAGAUUUUCUUACAUACAUAGUUAGUUACAAGUGAAGCUAAUAUAAGCGUGUUAAAAAAUGGGUUUGCUGUGUCAAAUAUUAAUCAAUAGAACAGACGAAGGUGUGUUCAGAUCUGGACAAACUGUAACAGGAACACUGAAGUAUUAUAUAGAAAAACCAACGAGAUACAAUAGUAUCGAUAUUUCGUUUGUAGGCAAAGGCCGUUGCGAAUGGAGCGAAGGGAGUGGAAAAAGCAGAACAUACUAUAGCAACAAAGAAAAAUAUUUUACUGCACAACAGAAUUUAUACACUCCCAAAGGUGACGAAAUGCUGAAACCUGGAUCAUUUGAAUAUCCAUUUGAGUUCAUAGUGCCAUACAAUAUACCAUCGUCCUUUAAGAAUUCCACAUGUACAAUAGAAUAUAAAGUGAUCGUGAAAUUUGCUAAAAGAAAACUAUUUAGUUCUGGUGACAGCUUUGAAACUGUAAUUCCUAUUAGUGGUUGUGUUAGCUCAUCACUCCAAGAGCCUUUAUUAUUUGGGUUAAGAAAAACCCUCACGUCUUUUAAAUCAAAGAGUAAAGUAAGAGUGAACGCAGAAAUAGACAAAGUUCUAGUUGCCCCGGGAGAGAACUUUAAUCUGAGGCUCACGAUAUUCAACGACUCAAAUGUCUCUCUAAUCGUCAUAACAGAACUCUUGACAUUCUUCACCUAUGUAUCUGAUUGUGGACAUACAAUGGUUGAGUCGGUGCCUAUAGAAGCGACAAAAUCAAAUUCAACAAAAAUAAAGGCAGAAAGUAAGACGGAACUAGUAUGUAAUGUACCAACAUUAACGAGUAUGUACUCGAUACAGCAUACAAAGAUACUGAUAGGACAAUAUAAGGUGAGAGUUAUGGUGAAAUUACCAUUUCCUCAUGUUAAUGCUGCAGUGGCGAUACCGGUGGAAAUUGGACAGAUUGGAAAUCCUCCCCAGAUUGUUGUUCCUCCAGAUCUUGAGAACCCCUCUACUUCCUACGGUCUAACAGAAAAGAAUUACAGAUUCAAACAUGAAGAGAAUGGUAACGAUUUUAAAAAUUGCAAUGAAAAAAUAAAAUCAGAAUAUGAAAGUGAAAAAGGUGACGAAAAUGAAGACAGUGAUGAAGACGGUAAAACUUAUUAUGAGCAAUUUGAUUUAGAAUAUACAAAUGACGAAGAGUUAAUAAAAUAUGUUGACAAAUUGAAAUUAGAAUAUACAAGUGAGGAGAACAAUCAUGAGUUUGAAGACGAUGACAGCGAAAUUGAAUUGGAAGACGAUAGGGGAAAAAAUUGUGCCGCAUCACCGAAAUGAAAAACUACAAGAAAAUAAGGACAAUAAUAAAGAUUUGACUAGUCGAGGUAAAUAACUACCAAAUCGUCGACUACUUACUUUAUUCCAAUAAAUGUUUGGGUCGGCUUCCUAUCAAUGAAGCAAGAUGCAGCUGUGUACAGUAUUUUAGCGAAUAUCUUGCCAAAUAUUUUUGUAAUUUCUAUAGCGUUGUGAAUUUAAGUAAAAUCAUUGAUAUGAUCUUAAUAAACAUGUUUUAUGUGUAAA
This is a messenger RNA of Helicoverpa zea (corn earworm), 1608 nucleotides long. Its product is annotated as arrestin domain-containing protein 17-like. Gene Ontology annotation, biological process: protein transport. Lineage: Eukaryota; Metazoa; Arthropoda; Insecta; Lepidoptera; Noctuidae. The transcript is spliced from 2 exons. The record is from RefSeq and is a predicted model, not a curated record. Gene Ontology annotation, cellular component: cytoplasm. The coding region runs from base 121 to 1365 and encodes 414 amino acids.